GAAGGAGGGACUUUGCUCCAUGUGUAUAACUAGCAGAGAGGAGACUGUGCUUGGGAGUUGCAUAAGGAAACACCAUGCUUUCUUUUAUCCUAACAGGGGUUCUUUCAGCUCUCAUCUUAAUCGUCUUUUCUACAUGGAGAAAAAAAAACAACCUGCCCCCGGGGCCCACUCCAUGGCCAAUCAUUGGCAAUAUCCAUCAAAUAAACAGACUGGCUCCUUAUGAGACUUUAGCACAGUUAGGGGAGAAAUAUGGACCUGUGUACACAAUCCAUUUUGGCUGGAAACCAGUGGUUGUACUGUAUGGAUAUGACACACUCAAAGAAGCCCUUAUUGGCCAAGCUGAAGAUUUUAGUGGAAGGGCCAUUGUGCCAGUCUUUGAAAGGAUUGCUAAUCGGAAAGGGCUGGUCUUCUCAAAUGGAGCCCACUGGCAACAGCAAAGGAAAUUUUCCUUGACUACUCUGCGUAGCUUUGGCAUGGGCAAGCGCAGCAUUGAGGAACGGGUAACUGAGGAGAGCAAAUAUCUGCUUGAAUUCUUUCAGGAAAAGAAAGGGAAACCUUUUAAUCCAGGACCUCGGAUAACAGCAGCUGUCUCUAACGUCAUCUGCUCUAUUGUGUUUGGUGACCGGUUUGAUACAGAAGAUGAGACCUUUCAGACCUUACUCGGGAUGGUUACUGAGAACAUUAGUUUCUUGGGUAAACGUGGGUUCCAGAUGUACAACACAUACCCUGGCAUCCUGAAAUAUCUUCCUGGAGAGCACAACAAGAUUUUUCAGAAUGCUUCCAUGCUACAGACGUUCCUUAGAGGGCUAAUAGACAAUCACACUCUCAGCCGCGACCCUAACUGCCCCCGGGACUUUGUGGAUAGUUUCUUGAACAAAAUGGAUGAGGAAGAGGGUAACCCAGAUUCACAUUUUACCAUGGAAAGCCUGACCUGCACAACAUUUAAUCUGUUUGUCGCCGGGACGGAAACAACUUCCUCUACAAUCCGCUGGGCACUCAGGUUCAUGUUGGCCUACCCAGAAAUCCAAAAAAAAGUCCAGGAUGAGAUUGACAAUGUUCUGGGAUCUGACAAAUGCCCCUCCCUUGAGGAUCGUGUGAAUCUGCCUUACACUGACGCAGUAAUCCAUGAGGUGCACCGAUAUGCCAGUGUUAUCCCUAAUGGCCUCCCACAUGAAGCUCUGUAUGACAUUAAGUUCAAAGGCUACACAAUACCCAAGGGCACUCAGAUCAUUACAUUCCUCUAUUCAGCAAUGAAUGACAAGAAAUACUGGGAUAAUCCUGAGAAGUUCAACCCUGAUCGCUUUCUGGAUGAAGAUCGCAAGUUUGUGAAGAAUGAGGCACAUUUACCAUUUGGAGCAGGCAAACGCUCUUGCAUAGGGGAAGCGCUGGCAAAGACUGAAAUAUUUAUAUUCUUUGUAAGCAUCUUGCAAAAGUUCAAUCUGAAGUCUCCUCCUGGGGAAGGUGGACCUAUUAAAUUGGCUGGAGGAGGGACACGUGCACCCAUACCUUUCAACAUAUGUGCUGAAUGGCGCCUGUGAGAAGGACAUGGGACAGGUCUUUUUACUAAUGCAGGUUUAAUUUUUGGAAAGUUGAAAGGUAUAAACCACACCAAAGGUUCUUAAUGUAUGAAUCUGUCCUGGAUGAGAGUUAAUAAACAAAUUAUGUGCAUGUCUGCUGUCUUUUUGUACUUGCUUGGUGAUUUUUUACUGAAUGCUUUCCUGUGCAUUGAACUGUACAUGUUUAUAAAAUAAAUGACUAUGUAUAUUUGUAAACUG
Messenger RNA from Xenopus laevis (African clawed frog), 1775 nucleotides. Its product is annotated as cytochrome P450 2C20. The transcript has 9 exons. The record is from RefSeq and is a predicted model, not a curated record. Bases 75 to 1538 code for a protein of 487 amino acids. Lineage: Eukaryota; Metazoa; Chordata; Amphibia; Anura; Pipidae.